Messenger RNA from Thunnus maccoyii (southern bluefin tuna), 1433 nucleotides. It is a transcript of the gene taf11, whose product is annotated as TAF11 RNA polymerase II, TATA box binding protein (TBP)-associated factor. Gene Ontology annotation, cellular component: transcription factor TFIID complex; nucleus. Gene Ontology annotation, biological process: transcription initiation at RNA polymerase II promoter; RNA polymerase II preinitiation complex assembly. Bases 287 to 904 code for a protein of 205 amino acids. Gene Ontology annotation, molecular function: transcription coactivator activity; protein heterodimerization activity. The record is from RefSeq and is a predicted model, not a curated record. Lineage: Eukaryota; Metazoa; Chordata; Actinopteri; Scombriformes; Scombridae. The transcript is spliced from 6 exons.
CGGAAAUUCGCGUUUUAUGCUAUCAGGUGAGGAACCUUUAGCAUUUCGAUGCUAUCUUUGCUCUUAGGGUAGCGAGUUGCUUAAAUUAAAUUCACAAUAAGUAAGUUAAUCGUAGCGUUUAUUGAUGUAUGAAAAGAAACAAUACAAGUGCGCCAUGUGCUAGCUACUUUUCCAAUUAGCUAACUGCUAAACGAUCGUUAGCUUGGCUAUUGUUGCUGUUUUGUUGACGUCUGGCUGCAGAGAAGAAUCCGAAGCUUUCAGACAGUGUGAUUAGGAGUGAGUGGUAAUGGCAGACCCUGCACGGAUCAAACCUGAGGACACACCUGAGAGAAUAACUUCUGCUGAUGAGGAGCACCCGACAUCAGAGGAAACUCAAGAUGUACCUGUAACAGCAAAACCUACAGACGAGUCCAAAGAGUCGUCUUCUGAAGAUCAGCCCAAACAGGAGGUUAAAUCUGAUCCAGCACCUGGAGAAGAUGAAGAAGAAGGAACUUCAGGCCAACCUGCUGCUAAAAGACUGAAGGUGGAACCAGAGAAGAAAAAGGAAAAGCGCCACAAGGUUGAUGAGGAUGAAAUACAGAAGAUGCAGGUUUUGGUGUCCUCCUUCUCUGAAGAGCAGCUGAAUCGAUAUGAAAUGUACAGACGUUCUGCCUUCCCUAAGGCUGCUAUUAAGAGGCUGAUCCAGUCCAUAACAGGAUCAUCAGUGUCCCAGAAUGUUGUGAUUGCCAUGUCUGGUAUUUCUAAGGUUUUUGCUGGGGAAAUAGUUGAAGAAGCAUUGGAUGUUUGUGAGAAGUGGGGAGAUACACCACCGCUUCAGCCAAAGCAUAUGAGGGAAGCAGUGAGGAGGCUGAAGAGCCGAGAUCAGAUUCCCAACACCAAGCACAAGCACAUUCUCUUUCACUGAGACAUCUGUGCCUUGUAUAGGAACGGUAGACAGAGUGCGAUAGAGAAGUGGUGCCAUCAUGUGGAAUACUUGGUCAUGAAGCCACUGUAACCAUAUUGCAGCCAACUAGGCACUGACUGUUCUCUACUAAGUGACCUGAGAUCAAGAUCGAUGACUGCAGUAUUGAAGAAUAAUCAAUACAGACACGAUCAAGGACUUACAUGGCAGUGAAAUAAAAUCCACUCUGUUGCAGUUUAAAGUAGACCUACCAUUCACAUGUACUUGUCAAGUUAAAUGUUUGAUGCAACAUACAGUGCAAAUGGUGUGAAAUUAUACUCAUGUAUUAUGGUUGUAAAUACAGUAAGUUUUAUACUUUGGAGAUGUUUUGUUCUUGUUUUUUUUUAAGGAACCUGACUAUUUUGGGGGGUAGAAUUCUGAGAUGCUGAUUUAAAUUACAAAAUUGUGCCCUUCAUUUUUUUUUGUAGCCAUACAAGCACACAAAUGUUUGGAUCGAUUUACAAAUAAUAAAACCCCUAGUGUGAGUAUUUGA